UCCAUGGCCAAGGAAAAUAAUGUGACGGUAUUGAUUAUCACUGGCCUUUUCCAGGAUCCAGAGGUGCAGAAGGUGUGCUUCGUGCUAUUUCUCCCUGUGUACCUGGCCACAGUGCUGGGCAACGGUCUCAUUGUUGUGACAGUCACCAUCAGUAAGAGCCUGCGUUCCCCCAUGUACUUCUUCCUCAGCUUCCUGUCCCUAGUGGAGAUUUGUUAUUCCUCUACUGUUGUCCCUAAGUUCCUCACUGACUUACUUUCCAAGAUUAAAACCAUCUCUCUGAGGGGCUGCCUGGCUCAGAUUUUCUUCUUCCACUUUUUUGGGGUCACUGAGAUUCUCCUGCUCACAGUGAUGGCCUAUGACCGCUACGUGGCGAUAUGCAAACCCCUUUAUUACACAACCAUCAUGAGUCGGCCUGUGUGUCACUACCUGGUGGCAGGUUCCUGGCUGGGGGGCUUCUUUCACUCAAUAAUUCAGAUUUUUAUCACCAUCCCCUUGCCUUUCUGUGGUCCUAAUGUGAUUGACCACUACUUCUGUGACCUGCAUCCCUUAUUCAAGCUGGCCUGCACUGACACUUUUGUGGUAGGGAUUAUUAUGUUUGUCAAUAGUGGGCUGUUCUCUGUAUUUUCCUUCCUUUUCUUGGUGUCCUCCUAUGUUGUCAUCCUGGUGAGUUUGAGGCACCAUUCUGCAGAGGGCAGGCGCAAGGCCCUCUCCACCUGCGCCUCUCACGUCAUGGUGGUCAUUUUAUUUUUUGGACCUGCCAUCUUCCUCUAUUUGCGGCCUGCCUCUACCUACACUGAAGACAAGCUCGUGGCUGUGUUCUACACGGUCAUCACCCCCAUGCUGAACCCCAUUAUCUACACUCUCAGAAAUGCAGAGGUGAAAAAUGCCAUGAGGAAGUUGUGGGGCAAGAAAGUGAACUCAGAGAUGGAAUGA
This is a messenger RNA of Jaculus jaculus (lesser Egyptian jerboa), 933 nucleotides long. RefSeq names its product olfactory receptor 4B1-like. The transcript has a single exon. Lineage: Eukaryota; Metazoa; Chordata; Mammalia; Rodentia; Dipodidae. Gene Ontology annotation, cellular component: membrane. The coding region runs from base 4 to 933 and encodes 309 amino acids. Gene Ontology annotation, molecular function: olfactory receptor activity; G protein-coupled receptor activity. Gene Ontology annotation, biological process: G protein-coupled receptor signaling pathway. The record is from RefSeq and is a predicted model, not a curated record.